UCAGCGGAAGGAUUAAGACUGCUGAUCGCGUCAGAAGGAAGACUAGCCGGAGCACACUUGCAGUGGGAACAAUGCCAGCCAUCAGGAAUCUGAGUCGAGCAGUCAGGCAGGUGCUGCAGAGACCUGGCUGUGGCUGUCAAGUUGCCAUCAUGCCGGUGAGGUGUCUUGGUUUUUCACCCCGGCAGGUAACUUCAGAUGCCAGCUUUCAUUCUGUAUCUUUCUCAGAAACUGAUCAUCCCCGAGUGUUAAUUACAGGGGGACUAGGCCAGCUUGGAGUAGGACUUGCUAAACUCUUGAGAAAACGCUUUGGGAAGAACAAUGUGAUCCUGUCAGAUAUUAGAAAGCCACCUGAUAGUGUCUUCUAUAGUGGUCCUUUUAUCUACUCUGACAUUUUGGACUACAAAAACCUUCGCGAGAUAGUUGUGAACAACCGGAUUACAUGGCUGUUUCAUUAUAGUGCUUUGCUCAGUGCUGUUGGAGAAGCCAAUGUUCCUUUGGCAAGAUCUGUCAAUAUCAAUGGAUUGCACAACAUUCUUGACAUUGCCGCCGAACACAACUUGCGACUCUUUGUACCCAGCACGAUUGGAGCAUUUGGACCCACCUCCCCUAGAAACCCAACCCCUGAUCUCUGCAUCCAAAGGCCAAGGACAAUCUAUGGUGUUUCCAAAGUUCAUGCUGAGCUCAUGGGAGAAUAUUACCAUUACAGGUAUGGGUUGGACUUCCGGUGUCUGAGAUACCCUGGCAUUAUCUCAGCAGAUUCCCAGCCUGGUGGAGGAACAACUGACUACGCAGUCCAAAUCUUUCACGAUGCUGUGAAGACUGGCAAGUUCCAGUGCAAUCUAAAACCAGAUACACGCCUCCCAAUGAUGUACAUCAGCGACUGCCUGAGGGCUACCUUGGAGAUCAUGGAGGCACCUGCUGAGUCACUUAGCAUGAGGACAUACAACAUAGGUGCCAUGAGUUUUACUCCUGAGGAGCUGGCUCAAGAGGUCCAGAAGCAUAUUCCAGAACUCGAAGUUGCCUACAGUGUGGACCCAGUCAGACAAGCCAUUGCUGACAGCUGGCCCAUGGUUUUUGAUGACAACAACGCACGCCGAGAUUGGGGAUGGAAACAUGAUUAUGACCUUCCAGACCUGGUGACCACAAUGUUCAGCUUUCUCAGCUCUGUAUCCUCUGUUACCAGGAUUGCCCAGGUCAACUGACCCUCCUUGUCUUCUGCAGCCCCUAUGAUAAUUUUGACUCAAGCACGGCCAAAUGAAAGUUUCCUUAGUUUCUAGUCUCGAAGCAGCCCUGGCACUGCUACACUUCCCACAAGUGAUGUUGGGUGACUAAUUUCUCUUGGUUCACCUUUUUUCCUAUUUUUAUCAAGCUAGCUGAAUAUGACUCUCAUUAUGCUGAGAACGUUUCAAGUGUUUCUGGUUGCAGUCUAGCCAUUAGUCAUGUUGGGCCAACAUUAUUUUUAUUUAUACAUGGUAUAACUCCCUCCCCCCCAAAGAAAACCUUCAUCUGGUACUUAGAAUAUCCAUAUUUUCUUAUUCCUUGGUGCUUCUUCCAUUAUUCUUGUUGGUUAUUGGAUUAAAAUUCAGAGCUAAGUUGACAUGACAAAAUGCAGGGUUGGGACCACUAUUUGCUGAGAUAAUGGAAAUGUGAAAGCCAGGGGGCAUUUGCAAGGAGAUCAGCAGACAGGAGAGAGGGGUGCUUAACCCUUCCUGUGCCAGCAAGUUUGCUCCAGGAAAUGCCACUCAGAUCCUCAAUAUUAGCAUUAUAAGGGAAAUAAAUGAUGGGGAAGCUUUCUUCCUCACCCACGUCUAUCUUCUAUGAAUAAGCAAUAUUCCUUCAAAAUGUACUGGUUUUACUUAGUAAAGGAAGGUAAGAAAAAAGAAGCCUACAUGUUUCUUUUUGGUGCACCACCCCCUCCCCACCAGAGAGUUUAAAAUCUAUUUUACUUCUAAUUCUUCAUUAAUUCCUUAUGUUUAUAUUGUAUCUUUCCUCUAUGGUGCUUGAGCGGCAUAAAUUGAUGGAAGUAUCCCUACAUUUUCCUCACAACAAUCCCAUGAAGUUGGUUCAAGCUAAAAGACCGACUGGCCCAAGGAACUCAAACCCAGGACUCCUCAGUCCAAGUUCAGUGCUUUAACCAUGACACUUCGGUGUCGCUUACAGUACGCAGAAUAAUACCAGAGGCUUACAGCAGAUCCAUGCUACCAAUGCAUAAUGUAUUGUUUUAAACCCAAUUUUUUGUUCCACCUGGUUUGGAUGCGCAUGAUGGUGUCACUCUAUUCAAAAGAACAGGUCAGCCCCUCUUGACCUUGGCAUGAAUGAGGUGGCAUCUUGGUGCCGCAUUUCUUAAAGAAAGGGCCAUGUUUCCUUCCAAUAUUAUAGAAGUGCACUAAGACUCUGGCUGCAGAAGCCUAACAAAGCAAAAAAGAAAGGGUUGACUUCUAAAUCUGAGCACUUUUUGGAGCUUCCACAUUACCUCAUGCUCCAGUAGUCCUGUUUCUGGACUUUCCCUGCCCUUGAUGCAUUCUUUCUCAAAUCUCCUUUUACUCCCCUCUUUUUGAAAAGAAUGAAGUCCGAGUGCAUUAGGACUCCAUCUGCAAGGAACGGCACACAUUUCCCCACCAUUAGCCCCUCACAGGUACCCUUUUCCCAACAUUUUUUCCAGUUGUGCCAUUGCAGGGAUUUCCUUAAAGAGGUAAUUGUGGUUGCAUUGUAACAGUCUAUUGCCAUUUAAGAACUUGCUUUCUGUUUAAUAGAGCUGUUAUGGUGCUACAGUGAAAAAGAGAGGGGGAAGUGCAUAGAGAACUCCCCCAACAUGCAUGUCUCGGCAUUCACAGCAGCAAUGAAAGCAAUGUGGAGAACCCUUGGCAUGUGCCAUGUGGCACAGUGACAAAGAGCAAGAGUUAAAUUGCAAACCAGCAUUGUUUCCAGCUUCCCCUGGUGCAGUCCCUUUGGAUGAAUAAAAAUGUAAAAGCGUUCCUUGGAGUGAGUUGAGUGGUACAUGCUUAUGGUUUGCUAUUGAGGAAAGUGGGCAGGGCAGGAAGGCACUGGCUGUGAUCUGCAUAUGUUCCAUUUGUCUCAUCCAUUGCAAUAUAUAUGUCCUACAGUUCAUUUGGAGUGUAUAUAAUUCAUGCUAAGGUUCAUGAACAGGGCAGGGCUUCUGUUGACUUACCAUCCAGUUUGCUUCCUCAUAGUCUCCCUGAUUUAGCUAACAAAGGUAAAAUUGGCGGCGACCCUUAGUCACUGAGAACUUCAGUAUCCUUGACGUAUCUAUUAUGACUCAGGAUUUCAGGGUCACAAAAUCAGUUUAUUUUACAAAGCUUGAAAGAUACACACCCUCAAGGGUCCUCUGAAUUUCCAGAAUUUCCUUAACCAGUCUUUUGACAGAAUAGUUGUCUCCAGAAUAGGGAACUGACUUGAAUGGCUGACGCCAUAGUACUGAUAUACCCUCUGCAAACACGGCACAGUUAGAUAAUUUAAUGAGGUAAUUGUAUUCUGGCAUCUUUACAGACUUACAUAAUAGCAUUUAUGUAUCAUUUUCAUCUUGUAGUCCUGUGAGGGAGGCUAGUAUUACCAACUAUAGUAUUACCUAUAGUUGGACAGCUGAGGGUCUCUCUACAUAUGCAGGAGCCCUUCCUCUGCAGUAGCAUCCUGAGGGGGUUUGAGCUCUCCUUUAUUUUUCCCCAGACUCAGCUCUUUAAAAACUUGUAUGUCUAGAGAGACCCUGAGAGAGAGCAGAAGAGAUUUGAACUGGGACUCUCCUGGGUCACAGGCUGACAGAGAGUUCUUUAGGAAAGCACAAAGCCAUCCUAAUGAGGUGACCCGAGGGAGUUGCCUGAAAUAGCAGGUUUGGAGAUUCAGCAAUCUUCUGUCCUGCUCCGCACCAUCCCAGGAGCUGAAGAUGAUAAUCCCCCAGGCUCUUUAAAAGCCAAAAUGGCUGAACUGGUGAGUUCAAGAAGCCCUGUAUGGCUGGCUUGCCAGGCUGUAAAGAGAAAAAGGGCAACAAAAAAUAAGCAUUGAGUGGCUGCUACCCACAAAACACCAAUGGCAGUUAAACUGAUAUAUGGUAUUCUAUGCAUACUUUUCAGCCUUUUCUGACUUGGGCUAACAGCCUGGGACACAAAGUAAUAUUUUGGCAUUAUUCACCUUUGUACUUCUUUGCCUUGUAUGUUGUUUUCUGACAGCAUGCUUAAUUAACUAUCUGAUUUUUCUGUUGUUCUUUGUUAGGAAAAGACAUCUCUCCCAUAGUCUUUGCUUGAGAAAUGCAGAAUUGAUCCACUAUCUGUUCCUGCCCCAACCCCCUGCCUUUUCAUCAAAUUUUUAAGAGAAUGUUCUAUCAAAACUGAAAAUAAGAUACACAAUAUAUGUACCUCCCUAGCACUUAAACUGGAAUAAUCUGGGUCUAGGUACAGAUUAUAUUAUUAACAGUUCUAAGAAAACUUGAACUUUUGGUCAAUGCUGUAGUUUAAGUAAAAUGUUUGCCCCAUUGUAUCUAUGAAGCUGAUUUUGAUCAAAUAAAUGGAAAGCCUCUUGAAGCUGUUGAGUGGGUUCUUUUAUAUGCACACCCUUGCCCUUGCACUCAAGUCACUCCUGCCUUAAAAAGUAAUCUUACACACACACACUUUCUCUCUCUAGAACUCUGCUCUGUAAACCCCCAUCUGUAGAACUGUGUAGCAGCCCUUUUUUCUAUAACUUGAACAGUAGUCCAUGAGGGAAAAUUAUGCCGUGGCGGAGGGAAGUGUAUGUGCAGCAGAACAGGGCAGCGGAAACAAAUUUACCAUAGUUUUUGCAAGAUUGAGGACAAAGGUUUAAUGACUAUUUAGAAGGGUUUAUUGGCACCAGAACCUUCCUAAAAUGCACCUAAAUUUGGGACUUGACUGCUUUUGUGUGUGUUAAUGUGCCUGAGAUCAGUGGAACUUUCAAGUAAAUAUGCAUAAGGUUAUUGGGAUUGCAGUUGAGAAGCGACUUGACAGAGUUCCAAAUGCCAAUUGCUUUGUUAACAGGAAUUAAUAUUCUCUAGAGCUGAGGGAAGGCUCUUACUGUAUCGGUUCUGUUUCAUUGUACACACGGAAGACUGUGAUGUCUUUCCUCCCUCCGGUGUUGGAAGUCAUCAAUAAUGGCUACUUGAAUAAAAUUGUAAAUGAAAAGGCA
Eublepharis macularius is the source of this 5148-nucleotide messenger RNA. RefSeq names its product L-threonine 3-dehydrogenase, mitochondrial-like. Gene Ontology annotation, molecular function: L-threonine 3-dehydrogenase activity. The coding region runs from base 72 to 1202 and encodes 376 amino acids. The transcript has 9 exons. Lineage: Eukaryota; Metazoa; Chordata; Lepidosauria; Squamata; Eublepharidae. The record is from RefSeq and is a predicted model, not a curated record. Gene Ontology annotation, biological process: L-threonine catabolic process.